This is a messenger RNA of Cylicocyclus nassatus, 319 nucleotides long. The record is from the annotation of a GenBank genome assembly. Lineage: Eukaryota; Metazoa; Nematoda; Chromadorea; Rhabditida; Strongylidae.
AAGGAGACCGCUGAGGAUCGCAUACUAAUGAUUUUUUCUGAUGGACAGACGGAUAAUUGGAAAGGCGGAGACGGAGAUGGAAAUUAUGAAAAUUUAAGACGGAAGCAAGUCGUAGAAGCUGAGGCAAUUAGAAAAGCUGGCAUUCGCAUCAUUUACAUAUAUGUAGCAACUUAUGAUGCAUUCCUGGCCAAUGCAAGGAAUGUUGGCGGCUCUGGUCUUGUAUAUGUCGGCGACUACCGUAACUUGCGCAAGUUUGCUGGAGAGACCCUGACGAAAGUUUGCACUCCCGUCGUUUGACAACAAGAUGUUCGAUACGAUA